Beta vulgaris subsp. vulgaris (sugar beet) is the source of this 1764-nucleotide messenger RNA. RefSeq names its product berberine bridge enzyme-like 21. Gene Ontology annotation, molecular function: oxidoreductase activity; FAD binding. The transcript has a single exon. Bases 44 to 1642 code for a protein of 532 amino acids. The record is from RefSeq and is a predicted model, not a curated record. NCBI's taxonomy places the organism in Eukaryota, Viridiplantae, Streptophyta, Magnoliopsida, Caryophyllales, Amaranthaceae.
UAUCAUUUCCAUUGCAAAAAAUAUCCUUAAACUCAAACAAAACAUGAGGACAAGAAGUAUCAACUCUUAUCUACUUCUCUGUUGCAUAAUACCCUUAUUUUCUCCAUUCUCACUAGCUUUAUCUUCAGGUUCUAUAUACAACAACUUCCUCCAAUGCCUAAACACUCAAACAACAUCAUCCACAAAUCUCGCCACCAUUCUUUACUCCAAGCAAACCACAAACUACAAUUCAGUUUUACUAGCUUACAUCCGAAACCUCAGAUUUACAGACCCAACAACACCAAAACCACAACUCAUCAUCACUCCUAUAAACCCUUCUCAAGUCUCAGCCACCAUCAUAUGCUCUCGAAAGCUCGGCCUCCAAGUCCGCAUUCGGAGUGGAGGCCAUGACUUCGAGGGACUAUCCUACGUCUCGGACACCCCCUUUCUCAUCCUCGACAUGAAAAACUUACGACGCAUCGAUGUCGACCCAAUAGCAGAAACCGCCUACGUCGAGGCGGGUUCAACUUUGGGAGAGCUCUAUUACAGGAUACAAGAAAAAAGCAACAUACUCGGGUUUCCUGCAGGAGUAUGCCCUACAGUAGGCGUAGGAGGCCAUGUUAGCGGUGGCGGAUACGGAAAUUUAAUAAGAAAACACGGGCUAACCAUCGAUCAUAUCGUGGAUGCCACGGUGGUUGACGUAAAGGGUCGGAUAUUGAACAGGAAAUCCAUGGGUGAAGACUUGUUUUGGGCCAUAAGAGGUGGUGGUGGAGCAAGUUUUGGUGUGGUAGUUUCUUUCACAUUCAAGCUUGUACGUGUACCUGAAAUAGUAACCGUUUUUAAUAUAAAGCGUUACUUAACUGAAAAUGCUACGGAUUUGGUUUACAAGUGGCAGUUUCUAAUGAAAGAUAUUGAUCAAAAUUUAUUUAUAAGAUUAUUACUGCAGCCUGUAACUGAUCCUCAAAAUAGAGGCAAAAAAACAGGUAGGGCUACUUUUAUAUGUCUCUUCUUAGGUGAUUCAAAAACUUUAGUGUCUCUACUCCAAAAAUCAUUUCCUGAAUUGGGUGUCAAGGAGGAGGAUUGUUUUGAGAUGAAUUGGGGGAAAUCAGUGUUAUAUUGGGCGAAUUUCGACAAUAAAACCUCGGUUGAUGUUUUAUUGAGUAGGAGUUAUGAAGCUGAUUAUUUGAAGAGAAAAUCUGAUUAUGUAAAAGAGCCAAUGUCAAAAGCAGGGUUGGAGCUUUUGUGGAAAAAAUUGGUCGAAUUGGAUAGAACAGGUUUAGUUUUUAACCCAUAUGGUGGAAGAAUGAAUGAAAUUGGAUCAAGUGAAACACCAUUUCCUCAUAGAAGAGGGAAUUUGUUUAAAAUUCAGUACUCAAUUGGUUGGAAAGUUGCAGGGAAAGUGGAGGAAGAUAAGAAUAUUGGGUUAUUAAGGGAGCUUUACAAGUUUAUGACACCAUAUGUGUCUAAAAAUCCAAGGGGUGCUUACUUUAAUUAUAGGGAUGUUGAUAUUGGGGUUAAUCAUAAUGGGACUUACAAAGAAGGGGAGGUUUAUGGGAGGAAGUAUUUUUUGGGGAACUUUGAUAGGUUAGUGAAAGUGAAAAGUGUGAUUGAUCCUAGUAAUUUCUUUAGAAAUGAGCAGAGUAUUCCAACUCUGAAAUCAUAGGGAGAACUAAUUACAGGAAAUGUACUUGAUUUCUUAUGUAUUGAUUUUGUUAUAAGUAGUAGUAUAAAGUUGUAAAAGAUUAUAAUAUAUAUGUUUCAAAUAAAGGAGCCUUUUUAUCGUUA